This is a messenger RNA of Dioscorea cayenensis subsp. rotundata (Guinea yam), 1303 nucleotides long. RefSeq names its product replication protein A 32 kDa subunit B-like. The record is from RefSeq and is a predicted model, not a curated record. Gene Ontology annotation, molecular function: DNA binding. NCBI's taxonomy places the organism in Eukaryota, Viridiplantae, Streptophyta, Magnoliopsida, Dioscoreales, Dioscoreaceae. The transcript has 10 exons. Gene Ontology annotation, biological process: double-strand break repair via homologous recombination; DNA replication; nucleotide-excision repair. The coding region runs from base 179 to 1015 and encodes 278 amino acids. Gene Ontology annotation, cellular component: chromosome, telomeric region; DNA replication factor A complex; site of double-strand break.
GUUCGACUUCCCCCUCACUUUCACAAAUUUCCGGGAAAAAUUGGAACUCAUUUGGCGGGAAAUUCAAUUUCUUCGAUUCCAUUCCAUGUAUUUCCCGCGACCCGUCUCAUGAUUCUCCAUCGCACCUCUAAAAUCUAGGGUUAGGGUUAGGGCUUUCUCUCGAAUCUUAGUUCUUGAGAUGUACUCCAGCCAGCAAGAUGGCGGCGCCGCCCUCUUCUCCGGUGGUGGCUUCAUGCCCUCUCAGGCCACCCAGACCCCUGAGUCUGGCUUUUCCAAGAGCCGCGGAGUCCAAGGCGUGAUCCCGCUCACGGUGAAGCAGAUCAGCGAGGCGUACCACUCCAACGAUGACAAGUCCAACUUUGUCGUCGAUGGCGUCGAAGCCAGCAACGUGAGGCUUUUGGGGCUUGUGAUGAACAAGGCGGAGAGGGUGACCGAUGUCACCUUCACCCUUGAUGAUGGCACUGGCCGGAUUGAUGUGAAUCGAUGGGUUAAUGAAACUUCAGAUACGAAUGAGAUGGCUAUUAUUCAGAAUGGGAUGUAUGUGAUCGUCAAUGGUAGUCUGAAGGGAUUUCAGGGCAAAAAGCAUGUCGUGGCCUUCUCUGUGAGGCCUGUCGUGGAUUUCAAUCACAUUACACUACACUUCAUUGAGUGCAUUCAUGUACAUCUUGAUAACACUAGACCAAAGGGAGCUGGCCUACCUCAAGCUCAGACUAGUUCAAUGGUUCAAACUCCUAUUAGGAGUGAUGUAAAAGAGUAUCAUAGCUCUCUUCCCAAUCAAUUUUCGUCGCCCACAGGGGCAAAGGGCUCUGAGACUGACAUCUAUAAAUUAGUCUUGGAUGUUUUUCAGGAACCAGCAAGCCUUGCCCGUGACCAUGGAUUGCAUGUGGAUGAAGUUGUUCAAAAACUAGGCAUACCAAUCAACAAGAUCAGGGAUGCAAUUGAGUACCAUGUUGAUGUUGGUCAUAUAUAUUCUACGAUUGAUGACAACCACUUCAAAUCUGCAUGCAACGGCUGAUGGAAAUUUAAUCCUUCUCCUCAUUUGGAUAAAGAAUCUUUUGGAGGUUGUCUGCUUUGAAACUGAAGAAAUCUAUAUGACCAAGUUUCUUUUUUUAAUUUACUAAUUGUCCUUAACAUAGAUUGUGCAUCCUAUACACUGAAGACAGUUGUGAAGUUACGUUACUUCCUCAAUGCUUGUGUCUUUGCAAACUCUAGGGGAGACAAGUGCUUUAAUCUUUUAAUGUAUAUCAUAUGUUUAUGUUACUUUGAUUGGCUAAUGUUGUGAUGUAUAUCAUGUAUUCUGAAG